Owenia fusiformis is the source of this 2156-nucleotide messenger RNA. NCBI's taxonomy places the organism in Eukaryota, Metazoa, Annelida, Polychaeta, Sabellida, Oweniidae. The record is from the annotation of a GenBank genome assembly.
UUCAAAUAUUUCUUUACAGGCUUUACAGUUCUGUCUUUCUUGCAUUUCAUUCUACAAAGACAAAAACAUUUACCAGUACAUUCAUUCCAUGUAAAUUGGUAGUAUUUCCCCUCUAGCUGUUCUAUAAAAACUAAAUUGUUCUUGAACUGUUUUUGAAAUUUAGUACAGAGGAAGCCACAAGACCCAUAAUGAGGACAUGAAAAAACAUGUACAUAAUACAAAUAACAAGAGAUAUUUUUGCCUGAUAUUCAGAUGUCAUUUGAAAAGGAGGAAGUAGGUUGAAUGCUUGUCGGUUAUGCUGACUGUAUUAAUUCUACAGGGUGUACUUAAAUGAAACUAUUAAUACAUGUAGUAAUAAACCAUUGGAUUAAAUGUGAUUACUAUUAACUUCAUAUAUUAACAUCGGUGUUGUAUGUAAGGCAUUCUAUAUCAGCUGACCUUUGAAGUAAGUGUGAAAGUUUUGUAAACAAACUUGUAAACAUUAUAUAGGGGUCUGUGGUAUAUUGGAAUUAUGAAAGAUAAAGCAAUGGCAUCGACAUGGAUUGUACUUACAUUUUCCCUGCUUUGGGUAAAUGUUUGCGUUAGUUGUUGGCCGUCACAACCUUUUCAAUCUCGGACACCAAAAAUUAAGGUCAGGCCAGAUGGACAUUUCGUGGAUCCUCAGGGACGGGUGAGAAUGUUCCAUGGAUUUAAUAAAGUUGAGAAAGGAUUCCCUUGGUACCCUGCUUCGUUGCUGAAUGAAACCAGGUUGAAAUUGUAUGAAGAUUGGGGCUUUAACGCUGUUCGGCUUGGUACAAUGUGGGCAGGAGCCUACCCUGCAAAAGAUCAAGUAAACCAGACCUAUAUGAACACUCUCGGGGAAAUCAUUGACAAACUAGGCAACCAUGGCAUGUACAGUAUUCUAGACAUGCAUCAAGAUGUCCUCACGUCAAAGUACAAAGCAUACGAUGGUGUUCCUUUAUGGUUGAUUGACAUGUUUCCCGAGCCAAAACACAGCUACCCAUGGCCUCUUCCUAGUAUCUCUCAAUGGGCGGAGGGGUAUCUUACAGAGGCUGUCAGUUCAGCUUUCGGUUGCCUUUAUAACAACACCAAUGGGGCUUUGAAUUAUUAUACUGAUUUUUGGAAGACUGUAGCGAGACAAUACAUGAAUAAGGAUAGUGUUCUAGCAUAUGAGUUGAUGAAUGAACCAUGGGCGGGAGACAUAUAUGAAGACCCUACAUUAAUCCUACCAGGUCGUGCAGGUUUCAAAAACCUUCUCCCUAUGUGGGACUGGUUAGCUGACGGUAUUCGUAAAGUGGACGAAAAUACCAUAAUUAUGUAUGAGCCAGUCACAUGGGCCAUAUACUUACAUACAGAGGGUUUUGGAACCGGAUUUGGUCAUGUUCCCGGAGGGUACACUUACAAGGAUCGUUCCGCAUUGUCGUAUCAUUACUACUGCCAAAUUCUCUCCCCCGGUGAUGACCACAAGCCGUAUCCCCACUGGAAACAACUCGUGUGUGAUGAAGUCCUCCUUGAACAAAUGUUCCAGGUGAUCAAGGAAUCUAUUAAUGAUACUGGAGGUGGUGGAUUCCUUACAGAAUUUGGCCAGGAUACUCCAGAUAGCAGCGCCAAUCAUACAAGCACUGAAGAGAUGUCUACUGUAUUGGAUCAUGCAGAUAAAAACUUACAGUCAUGGACUUAUUGGGAUUCCCAGUUCUUCUGGCCAAAUGGGACUGUAGAUUAUAAUGUUGUGAAGUUGUUCUCACGAACAUAUGCCCAGGCCAUCGCAGGCACUCCAACCUUUCAAAAAUUUGAUUUCCUUACUGGGGACUACACAUUUGAGUAUAUGCAUGAUCCUACUAUCAAUGCACCCACAGAGUUGUAUGUGCCAACCCUGCACUAUCCCAUUGGCUUUAACGUUACCCUAACCCCAGGCUUAAAGUGGAGUUAUGAAGCCAAAGUUCAGCGUAUGUUGAUCACUUUACAUAGUAAUGAUAUCAUAGACGGACCAAUGGUUCCAGUUUCACUGAAAAUUAAGGCGAAGUAGAACAGUACUUUGAGUCUAUGAGAAAAAGUGAUCAGAUUGAGAAGUGUUCACAUUAGCGAGGUAUCGGAUCUACAUGUUUCACCAAAAAUAUAGUAUUAUACAGAUGGUUGUUCAUAGACAAGUCAUAUAU